Cynara cardunculus var. scolymus (artichoke) is the source of this 1686-nucleotide messenger RNA. RefSeq lists its product as uncharacterized. The transcript is spliced from 6 exons. Gene Ontology annotation, molecular function: acetylglucosaminyltransferase activity. Bases 1 to 1686 code for a protein of 561 amino acids. Lineage: Eukaryota; Viridiplantae; Streptophyta; Magnoliopsida; Asterales; Asteraceae. The record is from RefSeq and is a predicted model, not a curated record.
AUGGAUAUAGUUAACAGAUGGGGUUGGAUUAGGGUUUCACUCAGGUCUGACACGUAUAGGUCCGUAAAAAGGCAUGCCCGCAAUUGUGGACCUGGCCAUCUUUGGAGAUUUCAAUCGACAAUCGAUAGGAUAGAGAGGAGAGGGGAGAUCGAGGCAUCUGGUCGCAAGUAUUGCUCUCGUUCUUUAUUAGGCACUAGCUUGAAUGUUGAAUCGGCCGAAUACUCUUAUGACGAGCCUGUGAAAUUUGGGCCCCAAAAUGUUGGGGGCCUUGUUCUAAAUCUCAGAUGUAACGGGUCAAAGGAUGGGUCUAUUUCUAACCCGUUAUAUGAGCCGAUUAAUACCAGGACGACCACCCAUUUUGCGGUUAGGAAAACAUGGAAUCACGACGAUCGUGAAUCUUCUCUUUCUUCAUUGUUUUUCUCCGGCCAACAAGACUCGCCCACAAACGUCACCCAACUGGUUUUUGGUAUCUCGGGUUCCGUCAAAGCAUGGCGUGACCGCCGGUCGUAUUUCAAAGAGUGGUGGCGGCCAAAUGUCACACGUGGAUACAUUUUUUUCGAUAAAGAACCAACCCCAGAUCUUCUGCCAUGGCCGUCGGAGGAGCUACCUCCUUAUCGGGUGUCGGAAAACACCACCGGAUUCGAGGUUUACUCGAGGCAUGUGAAGCCAUUUGUGAUCAGGAUCGUAAGAACGAUUCUGGAGACGUUUAGGGAAGGAGAUAAGGGAGUUAGAUGGUAUGUUAUGGGAGAUGAUGAUACCAUUUUUUUCUUGGAUAAUUUGGUGGAGCUUUUGGGGAGGUAUGAUCAUACAAAAUAUUUCUACAUUGGUGGCAUUUCUGAGUGUGUGAAGUCCAAUUUCGAUUUCUCGUUCGAGAUGGCGUUUGGCGGUGCCGGGUUCGCGUUGAGCUACCCGCUGGCGGAGGCGUUGGUUGCAAAUCUUGAUCAGUGUAUCGGUAUAUACCCAUUUUAUCAUGUUAGCGAUCAGAUUUUGAGUGCUUGCAUUGCUGAUCUUGGUGUUCCUCUUACUCCUGAAAAGGGUUUUCAUCAGAUUGAUCUCGUGCACGACAUAUCGGGGUUUCUAUCGGCUCAUCUGCAAGCACCAUUGAUCUCCCUCCACCACCUCGACAUCGCCCUUCCCAUUUUCCCCACCAUGAACCGCCACGAGUCCGUAACACAUCUCAUGAACGCUGCUAAACUCGAUCAAUCUCGCCUCCUCCAACAAACCGUUUGCUACCACACAGAAAAUAACUGGGCGUUUUCAAUCGCUUGGGGCUACUCGGCUUAUAUUUACGAACAAUGCAUCCCUCGUAGCAUCCUCAGGAGACCUCUUGAAACAUUUACUCCAUGGAGCUUGAAACGACAACCGCCAGAUUACAUGUUCAACACACGAUUAAUGUCCAACCAUCCGUGCGAAACUCCACACGUUUUCUUCUUUCGUUCUAUAACAAGAAACAAUAACAAUGAAAUCGUGAUGACCUACACUCGUUCCAAACACCGUCGAUUGCCCCCGUGUUCUUCAAAUCAUUCCGCGGAUCAUAUUUCGAAGAUCCGAGUUUACACUCCAGCAACAAAAUUGAACUUCGCCGAAAAUAGAGGGGAAUGUUGUGAUGUGUUGAAGUUUGAUGGGAAUGUCACAGCAGAAGUCAAGAUAAGGGGUUGCACCAAGACUGAGAUUGUAGCUAGUUAG